Molecule: messenger RNA, 2196 nt
Organism: Hibiscus syriacus
Lineage: Eukaryota; Viridiplantae; Streptophyta; Magnoliopsida; Malvales; Malvaceae
Exons: 4
Coding region: 1-2196 (731 amino acids)
Molecular function (GO): nucleic acid binding
Source: RefSeq, a predicted model, not a curated record
AUGGCGAUCAAAAGCGGGAAGCUAGACGGGGGAGAAUCCAGCCGAAAGCCUCCAGUGAGAAGAAAAGAUAAUGAGGUUAGUAAUGUGAAGAAAUAUGAUUCUAAUAACAUUACAGUAUCUCGACCACCGGCCACUGCGUCGUCAGCAUUAAAUCCUGUCCAGCAAGGAGUGAAAGAACCAAGACAGGAAAGAGAAAGGAGAUUAAGAAAAAGAAAUAUCAUCAAUUUCGGUGAUAGUGAGCAGCCGAAUGUGGCUCAGAACCCAUUGCCAAACCAUGCAGGGACAGGGGUUAAUGUUGUUAUUGAAGAAAGAGUGAACAAAGUCAUAACCAAAGUCAAUGAAGUGAAAUCACCCAUGCAUUGGGUAUGGGGGCAAAUGGUAAAAAUAGAUUGGUUGACCUUUAAUGUUAACGGGAAUAAGCAUGCUUGCCCCUACCACCGUUGUGAGGAUCAUGUCAUUCAAAACUGUGAUGAGUUUAAGGCUUUGGUUCAAAGGCUGAUGGAUAGUAAAGACAUGGAAUUUUACCAUGAAGCUAUGGAGGAGGAAGAGGUAGAGAUUUGUGCUUCCGAGGGUACAUCCAAAGGAGUCUACAAUUCCAACUGCCCUCUGGUUAUUAUGCCGAAAGCCCGUACAGUAGAGAAUAUAACCCCAAAAGUGAUGAUCAUACCCCCGUCGUCCUUUCCCUAUAAAGAUAACAAACAGGUCCCCUGGAGGUACGAGUGCCAUCUAGGUGAUGUUGGUGUUUCAAAGGGUACCAAGGAAGAGGUGGAUGAGGUAGGCCACUUCACCAGAAGUGGGAGGUGUUAUUCUCCUAAUCCAACCAAUGAACCCGAAAAAAUAGCAACCCCGGAUAAAGGAAAAAAGGUCGAGAUACAGCUGAAAGAUGAUGAGCCAACAAUUAAUGAGCCUGUAACUGAGAACGAAGCUGUGGAGUUUUUAAAAUUUUUGAAGCAUAGCGAGUACAUCAUCGUCGAGCAACUACACAAGUUGCCAGCUCGCAUCUCAAUCCUGGCUCUACUAUUAAGCUCUGAGGCACAUCGAAAUGCCUUGAUGAAAGUCUUGAAUCAGACUUUUGUGCCAAAAGAUGUGCCAGUAGAAAAGAUAGACCGGUUGGUUGUAAAUAUUCAAGCAGACAAUUUUAUCUCUUUCUCUGAUGAUGAAAUCCCGUCCGAAAUGAUAGGCAAUCCUAAAGCCCUGCACAUUACCAUCAGGUGCAAGGGACAUGUGUUAUCGCGAGUACUAAUCGACAAUGGCUCUGCCCUGAAUGUGAUGCCAUUAGUGACAUUGAAAAAACUGCCGGUUGAUAGUACAUACAUGAGAAAUUGCCAAAGCAUCGUUCGAGCUUUUGACGGAACAAAGAAGGAGGUGUUGGGGAAGAUCGAUAUUCCUUUAACCAUUGGCCCAUCAACCUAUGAGGUCGAAUUCCUUGUAGGAGUUGUGCCAUCCACUUUGCAUCAAAAACUCAAAUUUGUAAUUGAGUGGAGACUGGUAUGCCUUAAUGCUGAGGAAGAUAUCAUUGCUUCCAUAUCUACUACCGCUCCAUAUGUCGAAAUAGAUGAAGAUGCGAUCGAGUGCUCUUUUAGAGCCUUGGAAUUCAUUAAUGCCACCUUUGUUGCCGAAAGAAAGAAAAUUCCGAAGCCUAGGCUAUCCAAUUAUACCAAAAUGGAACUGAAAAUGACUAUGGGAAGAGGAGCCAAGGUUGGAAGAGGGCUAGGAAGCCCCCUACAAGGAAAUAUUAGUCCAGUUUUUCCUGGUAUUAAGCGAGACCGUUUUGGUUUGGGAUAUCGCCCGACCUUAAAGGAAAAGUUAAAAAAUGUUCAAAAGAGCCAGGAAAGGAGGAAAGCCAGGUUAGUCGGGGAAGAUAUUAAGUGGGAACCCAUGAAUUUCCCAUUGUUGCGUGACACCUUCAUAUAUGGGGGCCAUAUGUUUCAGGGGAGUCGAUCAUCAAAAGAGUAUGUUAUUGAAAAUACCCUGAAGGAUUUGGGCAUAAAUGUGAUAUCAGAGGAAGGAAUCGAACACGGAAGGGCUAUGGGCAUCUACCCCGCACCACCAGGCUUUUAUGUUGUUCGUGUUGACAUCGCGCAACUGUUGACCGUUUGGAAUAUUGAUCGGAGGUUCCGAUCACCAGCGAGAGGCCAAAUAUCGUCUGGAUUUGUUUUCUCUGAUUCACCACCGUCUACCGUCCGAUCGUCAUGA